Molecule: messenger RNA, 2508 nt
Organism: Xiphophorus hellerii (green swordtail)
Lineage: Eukaryota; Metazoa; Chordata; Actinopteri; Cyprinodontiformes; Poeciliidae
Exons: 2
Coding region: 331-1608 (425 amino acids)
Biological process (GO): DNA integration
Molecular function (GO): nucleic acid binding
Source: RefSeq, a predicted model, not a curated record
AAGUCCUAUCUUUAUGUUGUCCCCCGCUCACUGCGCCAGAAGGUGUUACAAGGUGUUCACGAUGAGGCUGGUCACCAGGGUCAGCAACGGACUCUGUAUCUGACUAGACAGAGGUUUUAUUGGAUUGGCCUAGUGCAUGAUGUUACUGAGUAUGUACAACACUGCAGACGGUGUGUUGUCAGCAAGUCACCAGAGCCAGAAGCCAGAGCUCCUUUGAAAAACAUAAGGACCUCGGAACCUCUGGAACUUGUCAGUAUUGAUUUCUGGACUGCUGAGGAUUCUUCAAACAAUUCACUGGAUGUGCUAGUGGCUACUGACCACUUCACAAAGAUGGCACACGCUUUCUUGUGCCCCAAUCAGUCGGCUAGAGCAGUCGCACACCAACUGUGGAACAACUACUUCUGCAUCUAUGGGUUUCCCAAGCAACUACAUUCCGAUCAGGGGGCCAGUUUUGAGAGUUUGCUCAUUGCAGAGUUGCUGAAUGUGGCGGGCGUGCAAAAGUCCCACACUACGCCUUAUCACCCCAUGGGAAAUGGCUCGUGUGAGAGAAUGAACCGGACUCUAGGCAACAUGAUUCGAGCACUGCCACCAAGAGCUAAACAUCGUUGGCCUGAGGCCCUGAAAUCUCUGACAUUCGCCUACAAUUGUACAGUGCAUGAGACGACAGGGUAUGCACCGUUCCUGCUCAUGUUUGGGAGGGUGCCACGUCUUCCAGUGGACGUUAUCUUUGGUUCGGCGCUCAGUGAUCCAGAGGUGGUGGACUAUGAUCGCUAUGUUGAGACCCUGCGAAAGGACAUGAGAGAAGCUAUGGCCGUAGCCCAGUCAACAGCAACUAAACAGCUCCAGCGUCACACUGAGCUAUACAACCGGAGAGUACGUGGUGUACCGGUGGAAGUGAACGACAGAGUGCUGCUGGCCAACAAAGGAGAACGUGGAAAAAGGAAGCUUGCUGACCGCUGGGAUAGCACGGUGUAUGUGGUGGUUGGAAAGGAUGACGAGAGCCACACCUUCAGGAUCCAGAAUCCCACUACAGGCCAAGUAAAAGUGGUUCACCGCAAUCUGAUAAUGUCGAUAAACUUUCUGCCUUUACCUCAGGAUGACCAGGAGGAGGUUGUUCUGUCUCCGACAUCAAGUUCACUUGACCUCAGUGUCGAGAGGUCAGCAAUCGGUGAUGUAAUUUCUGACUCAGCAGAGUUUAGAACAAGAGUGUGGGUAUCUGACCUACCUUUGGGAGCAGGCAGGGAGACAGAUGCAGAAGAUGCUGAGCAGGUGGAGGGCACUGUGCUGGAGGGAGCUGUAGAACCUACUAAUGCCCUACCAGAGGUGUUGCCUCUAGCCCACCCAGUCCUUGAUCAGUUACAACCCUCUGAUGGAGCUGCUUUGAUGGACAGCAGUUCAGCAGACUCUGGUUGCUCAGCAGUCCUAAUGGCUUGCCCAGAGACCUUUCCAGCUCCUGUUACGGACACUCUCACUGAUGUACCUGCUACUAGUACUACUACAGUGACAGUAGUUGAUGGUGCGACUGCCCGUAGAUCUAGAGCUGGGCGAUUGUUGAGACCAGUGACUAGACUUAUUGAAAUGAUGCACCAAAGAACAGCAUUAGUUUGAUGAGUUCUUACUUAUAAAACUACAGUUUUGUGUGUUUCAAUUUUGACCUUGAGGUUUUGUAACGAUUUUGAUAUUUCAUGUUUGUUUUACUAUUUGCGAGGUGAGGUUGCAGUUGCAUAUUAACAAAAUAUGUAAAUGGGCAUAUUUUUUUCCCCUAUGUAUGUAGGUGGGGUUUGGCCAACCUUUUCUCAUACUGAUCCUCAUGGGAUAGUCUAAGUGACUGGGUAUUUGUAACUGUAAAUUCGAUGUGAUUGUACCUCACAAGUGACUUUGGAAACGGUGGUUGUGUAUUGGUUUCCUGUGCAUUUGAAUAGAGUUCUUACUCCAUUUUGUGCGUUUGUACCUGUGGUUUUACUGUAUUUUUUUCUUUAUCUUUCUUGCUUUUUCUAUUUUUGUUUUGUUUGUUGUAAUGGGGCAAGUGGAAUUCAGCAGGAGGGAGUGUAACAGAGUUAAUGUUGUAUAGAAUUCCACUUGUCAUUACUCCCAAGUUUGGGUUCAUGUGUAAUGGGUGAAACAGCGCCCCCUCCUGGUGGUUGGCAGUGUUAAAUAUACUGAACACAGAUAUCUCGUUGCCAGUUCAUGAGAGAUGAGCGCGAGGUGCUGUACCCGCUGUGAUGAACCUGAUUCCUGAUCAGUUAUUAUCCUGUUCCAUACAGGUACAUAUUGUUUUAUUUCUUUGUAUUUUUGUGUAAUAUUAAUGUAUUAAAUACGGCCGUUGGCCAGUUCAUGAGAGAUGAGCGCGAGGUGCUGUACCCGCUGUGAUGAACCUGAUUCCUGAUCAGUUAUUAUCCUGUUCCAUACAGAUAAAUACCAUUUCAUCUCAUCCUGUCUCCUGGCCCUGAUUCACACAACGCAGAACUGAGUUGAACUGGGCGAUCACGAUUAUCGAGGUUACAUAUG